Messenger RNA from Rhincodon typus (whale shark), 4396 nucleotides. It is a transcript of the gene nuak2, whose product is annotated as NUAK family, SNF1-like kinase, 2. Gene Ontology annotation, cellular component: cytoplasm. The coding region runs from base 1 to 1671 and encodes 556 amino acids. The record is from RefSeq and is a predicted model, not a curated record. Lineage: Eukaryota; Metazoa; Chordata; Chondrichthyes; Orectolobiformes; Rhincodontidae. The transcript is spliced from 6 exons. Gene Ontology annotation, molecular function: protein serine/threonine kinase activity; tau-protein kinase activity; ATP binding. Gene Ontology annotation, biological process: intracellular signal transduction; protein phosphorylation; microtubule cytoskeleton organization.
AUGGCAACUAAUGAUCCUCUGCAUGUGGAUGCUGGUGGGAUGGUCAGUGAGGACAAGGGGGACACUAUCACUACUGUGGGAGGGAAGAGAGGAGUUUUUGAAAACAAGGAUAAAAUUGUGAUCAUUAUGGAGUAUGCAAGCAAGGGUGAUCUAUACGACUUCAUCAAUGAGAAGCAGAGUCUGACUGAGCAAGAAGCCCGUCAUUUCUUCAGACAGAUUGUAUCUGCCAUUCAUUACUGUCACAAGAAUGGGAUUGUGCACCGGGACCUGAAGCUGGAGAACAUCCUGCUAGAUGCCACCAGGAAUGUCAAGAUUGCUGAUUUUGGUCUCUCCAACUUAUACCACCAAGACCGAUUUCUGCAGACCUUUUGCGGCAGCCCCUUGUAUGCAUCACCAGAGAUUGUCAAUGGCCGCCCUUACAGGGGUCCUGAGGUUGACAGUUGGUCCUUGGGUGUACUACUCUAUACUUUGGUUCAUGGCACUAUGCCUUUUGAUGGGCAUGAUUACAGAAACCUAGUUAAACAAAUCACCAAUGGAGAUUACCGAGAGCCUACCAAACCUUCAGAUGCGUGUGGUCUUAUUCGUUGGCUGUUGAUGGUAAAUCCAGACCGCCGAGCUACCAUUGAAGAUGUUGCUAAUCAUUGGUGGGUGAACUGGGGCUACAAGACCCCCAUCUGCGAGAUGGAGUCAGUGAAAGACUAUGAAACGCCAGUGACUAUCACUUCUGACUGGCUGCACCGAUCAUCUCGCAUUGUCUUUGAAAGCGGCUCGAAGGUACGUUGCUUCUUCAAGCAGCACAGCUCGCCACUGGAGCGGCAGAGAUCCCUCAAGAAAUCGAAGAAGGAGAACGACAUCUCGCAGUCGCUGCAGGAGGGGGCAGCUUCUGAAAGUCAGGGCAAGUCGUUGUUGAAGAGACCGAAAGGAAUACUGAAGAAAAGGAACAAUUAUGAACAUCGGUCACACAGUGCGGGCAAUGUCAAUCAUCCUAUACCUUCAGAGGAGACUGUCUUCACUCCAAAAGACUCGAGCACAUCAGCAGUGGAAUCCAAUAGCCAACAGCCCAACACUGCAGUCCCUGCACCAAAGAAAGGAAUACUGAAGAAGCCUGUCAAGAGAGAAUCUGGUUAUUAUUCUUCACCAGAGCCAAGUGAGUCAGCAGACCUGCUGGACUAUGAGAAUUCCCCAGUCUUUGAGGUGGGGAGUUUUGACACCAGCCAUUCCAUUGGCGAUCGCUCCAAAGAGACAACCUGCAGGCGCAAAGGCAUCCUCAAACGCAACGGCAAGUUCUCCUCCAGCAGCACCGACUCUGCAAUGGGAAGUCCCACCCUGAAGAGCUUGGGCUCCUUCAACGAGUUGGCCUUCUCUGACAUCAGGCUGUCGUCGAAUCGGAGCUACCCGUCCAGUGCGGUAAGCGAGGACAGCAUCCUCUCCUCGGAGUCCUUUGACCGGCUUGACCUUCCUGAAGGCCGGCAGGAGCGCACCCAGAUGCGGAGCUGUGUCUCCGCCGACGACCUGCUCCACCUGGACGGAUCGGAGUCAGACUGCAGGCCGCGCCUUCGGAAAAUGAAGUGCUUCACAGAGUUGGGUGACAGCAACUUCUCCCUCAUGGACCUUGAUCAUGUGACUGAGGUAUACAAAAAGGCUGUGGCAGUUUGCAAUAAGCUCGUCUGAGUGCCUCUGUUAUACCUGUGCCUUAAUGAUGGUUCAUUUAUAAAUGGUUGAUGUCAAAGCCCAAGUGCUGAGAGAAGGAAGAUGAACACCUCUUUGAAAAAAGAGGAAGAAGCAGAGAAUAUAGGACAAAUUGAGAGUGCAGAAUGUAGAACAGAGCCAAGGCAUAGUGCAAGGAAUCACUUGUUACUUCAUUAAUCUAAAUGUUUCACCUCCAGAGUAGAUGGAAAUUGUUUAAUAUCAAGCUGAGAUCCUGAAUGAAAAACCUCUGGGGUGACUCAGAAACUGCACUAUGAACACUGAAAUAAACAGUGAAAGAGGGGAAAAUAGUGAUGAUCAUGUGAAGCAGAUUGAGUAAAACAAGAGAUAAAGGUAGGAAAUAAUGGUAUGAGGAUAAGGAAAAGAUGAGUGAUCCUUUUUUUCCCCUCCUACUUUUCUUUUGAGGAAAAGAAAAUGUGCUGAUGAAUGUGGGGUUGGUGGAGGCAGAGACUAGAGAACUUUUACAACGUUCAGUUUAACAAGAACCACCAUUCAGAUUGUCUGUACUGAAACUUGGGUCACAUUAGUCUGUGAUCUUGUUGGACAAUGAAUCAUCAAGUCCAUUCCACAGUGCUCUGGACUGUUCAAUUGUUGCCUGCGUCGUUGGUCAAAUAAUGAGUACAAUUGUGCACCAAUAUAGCAGUCUCUGUCAAAAAGGAAAGGUGCAUAAGAAAAUUGGACAGUUGCACGAAACUGAACUGAGUUUACUAUUUAUGUGACAAACAUAUAUGUGUAUAUAUAUAGCCUGUUAAUUUAUUUUUCCCUCUGCCUCAGACCUUUUGGUUAUAUGUAAAUAAGUGAAUGCGGAACAAGUUUAAUAUUAAUAACGUUUUUUUCUACUGCUCAAUUAAUAGUGAUUAUGACCAUAAUUCUGAGUACAGUCUUUAAUUUUCAAUGGAAACAAGUUGUUUAGAGAAAAAGAAUAAUGUGUGUUACACUGGGAAGAGCUGAUGCCGUUAUACAUACCUUUUGCUGUCUUCUAAGUGCUUUUAGAUACAAUCAGAAUACUGAAAGUUCAUUUCUUCACUACCUAAAUAUAUCAUUCUAAGAUUGAAUGUUGCAAAUGUUGUCAUUUCCAUAUCAUUCGUUAUGCAAGGUAUAUUUUUAUGUACUAAUUCAUGAUGUUGCAUGCCUUUCUGAACGAAUGUAUUUGUGAGGGGUGACAUUUUCUUUCUGAAUGAGUACUUGAAUCCUAUUUGGGAGUGCCCAGACUCAGCGUAAUGAGUUAAAAUCCUUCAUGUUUCAUGAAGGCUAUGAAAUGGUCUGUCCUGUGAAUAUUUGCAAGGUGGAGAGUUUUUACAGGAAAACAGGCAGGAGUUUGAAAAUGUGCCCAUUACUAAGUGGGGACAAUUGGAUUUUUUUACCACAUGGGCUUUAACCAACAUUGACCAGCAUGUGACUGUAGAAAGGGAAUGUUGAAAUCUCGAUUUGAAAUCUGUCAAGAAUUACUUUUUGUUUUGAAGAUUUGUGUAAUGGGGAAAUAUUGGUUUUGGAUUUAAUUUGCCACUUGCAUUUGUAUACAAGGGGGUAUAAUCUUAUUCAACACGUUUGGCUACCAGAAGUGGCCAGGACGGCAAUAUCUUGAACCCUAGUGAAUGGGUUUUCUGCUGGUUGGGAGCUGAAGGGAAGAUACAGUCUAAGGAGACUUGGAGAACAGAGUUUAGAUUGAAGGGAGUGAAGCAAAUUGAAAUGUUAUCAAGCUGGGCUUUUAUUAGGAACAUUGGCCCCCAUUCUGUUCAGUUGAGGCUGAUCUGUAUUCUAACUCUACUUAAUCAAUUACCUAUCUUAAUUCCAUAUAUUUGAUACUACUUUUGAAACAUACAUUUAUCAACCUCUUAUGAAAUUGUCAAUUUUCUCCCUUCCUAAUUUUGGUUUGGAGAGACUGUUGCAGCCUUGCAAAAUUUGGGAAACAGUGCCCCUCCACAUCACCAUAGAAUAGUUGAGCUCUAAAUCUGGAGUUAUGUUUCAUUGUUCUGGACAUUCCCGCCAGCGGAAAUAGUUUCCCUGAUUCCUGCCUGUCCACUCCUCAAAUUGUCUGCUAAAUAUCUCGACUAGAUCGGCCCUUAAUCCUCUAUCCACAAGUGAAUAUACUUGGAAGUGGUUCCUUUGGUCUGCUCCUGAAUUAGCUGACCAGAGCUUGGGACAGUGUUUGUGGUUUGCUACAACUGGCUUCAGGGUUUGUAAAGGCAAGAAACUAGCAAAGUUCCCACUUUCUCUCACAGGCUAUUGACUUCCCUACUACUACAGCAGCCCUUGUUAGUUGGUGUGAUAAGAUCAGAUUUGGCUGCAAACUUCCAAUGUUCAAUGUCUAGGUUCAGGCUUUCAAAAAAUGCAGUCAAAUGAAAGGAUUAGAACAUUUGUGGUGGAGUUACAGAAUAUGAUGCCAAUUACACCAAUAUUUCCCCACUCUCUGCACAAUCUGAAAGAACCAGACUAGUUUAAAGCCAGUUUCAGGAGCUGAAACUUGGGGUUACAGCAGUCUGUGAUCUUCUUGCCUAUCUGCUGUGGAUUACAUGCUUUUCACAUGUGUUCCUUAAGUUACUGAGUAAUUUGUAUCAAACAGAAUGUUAGACCGAAGAAAUCUGUGAUUUGUUUUGUUGUAAAUUCUUAAUUUAUUUUUUCCUGUGAAUUUCUUUUUUUUUAGAUGGUUAAAAUGCAUUUGUCACAGAAUAAAAAUAAAAAUCUACCU